This is a messenger RNA of Cokeromyces recurvatus, 1246 nucleotides long. RefSeq names its product ankyrin repeat family protein. Gene Ontology annotation, biological process: peptidyl-arginine methylation. Bases 23 to 1141 code for a protein of 372 amino acids. The transcript is spliced from 3 exons. The record is from RefSeq and is a predicted model, not a curated record. Lineage: Eukaryota; Fungi; Mucoromycota; Mucoromycetes; Mucorales; Mucoraceae. Gene Ontology annotation, molecular function: protein binding; protein arginine N5-methyltransferase activity. Gene Ontology annotation, cellular component: cytoplasm; nucleus.
UCAUGGUGCUUGAUCAAUUAUAAUGGAUUCAAUUCACGAUAAACAAGAAACAAAAAAACAAAAGCUUGAUGAAGAAGUAACUCAAGUUGAGGAACAACCAGAAGAUACAGCAACUGUAGAAUAUGAUGAAGGCGAAAUGAAAUUAGGCCAGGAACUCAUUGCUGCUGUCAUUGCUAACGAUCUUGAAAAAGUAAAGGCACUCGUUGAACAAGGUGCAGAUCUUUGUUUUAGUGGAGAUGAUCUCGGACGUACACCUCUUCAUCAUGCUGCUGAACACGGGUUUAUGGAUAUUGUCACUUGGCUUCUAUCAGAAAAGCAUCCUUACAAUUUAACUGAUAAAAAUGAAGUAACAGCAGGUGAAUUAGCCCUAAAAAAUAACCAUAAAAAAGUAUAUGAUUAUCUUGUAGAGGAAGGUGUUCGAACUGAACUUUUAAUACGUGCCCUUAAAAGGGCAUUUGGAGAUGACGAUGAGGAUAUAAGCGCUAUUGCAAAUGAAGCUUAUCUUAAGCAGAAGCUACACUAUGAUGAUAAUAAAUUGAUGGAUGAAAAUAAUGAUGCAGUUAUGAUGGGAUGGGAAGGACCAUUAAUGGUUGAACAUGCUAAAGUGAUGUGUCCCAAAAAAGAAGGGCUUAAUGUUCUUAACGUAGGCUUUGGUUUAGGGUUAAUUGAUAGCGAACUUCAAAAAUAUAAACCUCAAAAUCAUUAUAUUAUUGAAGCGCAUCCUGAUGUUUAUGCACAUAUGUUAGAAUUAGGCUGGGAUAAAAAGCCAGGAGUUAAAAUUUUAUUUGGUCGUUGGCAGGAUAAGAUAUCUGAAUUAGAUAUUGCAUUUGAUGGCAUCUUUUUCGAUACAUACGGAGAAUUUUAUGAUGAUUUACGUGCUUUCCAUGAAUGUGUACCAAAUAUAUUGAAUGAAAAGGGAAUUUAUACUUGGUUUAAUGGACUAGGAGCAACGAACCAAUUCUUUCAUGAUAUUUAUUGUAAUGUAUCUGAAAUUGACUUGCGAGAAUUUGGUCUAAGCACCGAAUAUAUUGAGAUGCCAAUCUCUACUUGGGCUGAACAAGGCGUUUGGGACGGUGUUCGUCAAAAGUAUUGGGUUCUGGAUACAUAUAAAUUACCUAUUUGUAAAUUUUUAUUAGAGUAAUGAAAAAAAAUAAAAUGAAUAAAUAAUAUACAGAAGCAAUACAUUGUAUGAUAGCAUUCAAUGCAUUCUAAUUCUAAAGCUGUCAAGACUAUGGGUAGAGACAUU